AUAUUAGCUACGUCACAAAGCUGCGACAAGUAUAUCACGACAAGAUGGCGUCAGGUAGUGGGGCAAAGAAUGACUUUCGCAGGAAGUGGGACAAAGAUGAGUACGAGCAGCUGGCCCAGAAACGGCUCACGGAGGAGAGGGAGAAGAAAGAUGGCAAACCCACUCCCCCCGUUAAGCGGGAACUCCUGCGGCACAGGGACUACAAGGUGGACCUGGAGUCCAAACUGGGGAAGACCAUCGUCAUCACCAAGACCACUCCUCAGGCUGAGAUGGGCGGGUACUACUGCAAUGUAUGCGACUGUGUUGUGAAGGAUUCCAUUAACUUUUUGGACCACAUCAAUGGCAAAAAACACCAGAGGAACCUGGGCAUGUCCAUGCGUGUGGAGCGGUCCUCACUCGACCAGGUGAAGAAGCGCUUUGAGGUCAACAAGAAGAAGAUGGAGGAGAAGCAGAAGGAGUACGACUUUGAGGAGCGCAUGAAGGAGCUUCGGGAAGAAGAGGAGAAAGCGAAGGCGUACAAGAAGGAGAAGCAGAAAGAGAAGAAGAGGAAGGCAGAGGAGGACCUGAACUUGGAGGAAGAUGACGAGAUGGCCGCUGUCAUGGGAUUCUCAGGGUUCGGCUCUUCUAAGAAGAGUCACUGAUAUUCUAGCACCCCUUCAGGCUGUGGGAACUUCGCCCGGCCUACCAGCCUCCCCGCCCCCUCCAUCUCAUCAGACUGUGCUCAUCUGCUGCACUAGCCAGUCAUUUCCACAGGAGCCAUAGAUGCCAAAAAUCUCAUAUCCAUCCCAGCUCUCACUGUUACGGACACACACAGAGGUUCACGUGUCUCUGUUACAGACACACACAGACGCUCACGUGUCUCUGUUACAGACACACACACAGGCUCAUGUGCGUAGAAGUAACUGCCGACGGUAUUGACAGGGUUACUGGAGUUUUUUGCUCACCUGUGCUAUUAUCUUUUAUUUAUAUCUUUUUUUUAAUUUAUGUCCACAUUCCAGUCAGACCAACCAGCAGAACUGUUCACAAGGCCUUGAACAGGUCUUUACCGACCGAGCACGGAUGGGGUGCUGUGUUGUGUUCACCACUUGCCUGUAAGACUAUGUUUCCCAAGGGUCCGCUACCCCUCGCCUGUAUAUUCCAUCAAUAGCACACAACAAAAACAUAAUGUUUAUGUUAUUGUUAUCAUUUUUAACAGUAACAAUAAUGUUAAUCACGAGUAAUCGCACAGGAAAACCUUUCUGGACUGAAGUUUCAAAGAAUAAAAUUGUAAAUUUUUUUGAGUGAGUAA
Molecule: messenger RNA, 1288 nt
Organism: Conger conger (European conger)
Lineage: Eukaryota; Metazoa; Chordata; Actinopteri; Anguilliformes; Congridae
Gene: zmat2
Product: zinc finger, matrin-type 2
Exons: 6
Coding region: 45-641 (198 amino acids)
Biological process (GO): mRNA splicing, via spliceosome
Cellular component (GO): spliceosomal complex; U4/U6 x U5 tri-snRNP complex
Molecular function (GO): nucleic acid binding; zinc ion binding
Source: RefSeq, a predicted model, not a curated record